Molecule: messenger RNA, 2191 nt
Organism: Argentina anserina (silverweed cinquefoil)
Lineage: Eukaryota; Viridiplantae; Streptophyta; Magnoliopsida; Rosales; Rosaceae
Exons: 2
Coding region: 4-2046 (680 amino acids)
Source: RefSeq, a predicted model, not a curated record
UCUAUGGACUCGUCGAAGCCUUAUGUCCGACUCUCUGCAGCACAAGACAUCUCAGAAUCAUCUAACCCACAACAGAAGCUUGGACUUUCCAGUUCAUCUUCACUUUCAGGUUCUGUUCUUAUCCGUGCUCCUCUUACUCUUGAUUCUGAUUCGGACUCUGAAAUCAACGGUGGUAAUGAACUGGGUUAUAUUACUAGUGGCAGUAACAUUAGUGUUGGUUCUGAGUGUGGGUUUGUGAGUGGGGAGGAGUUUGAAACGGCGUCGGAGAGGCCCUUUGUGGCGGCGGACUCGGUUGAGGAGAGUGGCUCUGUAGAAAGAUAUGAGGUUUUCUGGCCUUCUGUGUCUGACCCAGAUGAGUAUGAGGAAGUUGUGGGGAGAGUUAUGGUGGGUGAUCAAGUUUCGGAGGGAGUUAGGCCCAUUGCAAAUGUGUCAUGGGAGAGUGAUGGGAGUGAGGAGAUUGAAGAAGUGAAGGAAGAGAAUGGUGGAUUGUUGGGUCAUGUUAAGGCUCUGGUCUUUGGGUUUGUGGAGCAGGUUAGUAUUGCGCCUAGAGUUAAGAUAUGUGAGGUUGAAGAAGGGGAAGAAGAUGAGUCCUUGGUUGUUGAUGAGUCGAAUUUUGUUGAAUGCGGAAAUGAGGAUACUGUUCAAGCUGUUGAGGAGUGUAGUUUUACUACUGCUGAGUCCAGUGAAACGAAUUCUGCUGAGACAGCUGAGUUGAACUUGAAUGUAUUGGAAGGUGGAGAGAAAGAUAAGUAUGUCGAAGAAGAGUCAUUCGUGGGUGAAAGUUGUGAGAAUUUGGAAGAAUUUGGUGUCGAGGGUAACGAGAAGCAGAGUAUGGGGGGUGGUCAUAUAUCGGAGGAUAAAGUUGAAAGUGAUUGCUUUAACUCGAUCACACCAAGGUCUGUUUUGGGUGGGAAUGUGGCCACUGGACUUGGGAUCCAAAAUACGGUUGCUAAUUGGGAGGGCUUGGUUUCUAUUGGAGAUGCUGGUGUGCAAGUUCAAGGCAGUGAAGCUAAAGUGGAAGUCCCUUUCAAGGAGAGGGGUUUCACUAUGGAACAUGACCCUAUCAGCUUAGGUCUGUUUGUGGAGAGUGCCACACAAGAGAUUAAGGUUUUUGAGGUUGAAGAAGAGGAGUCAGUGAUGGAGGAGAACUCCUCCAAUUCCUUUAUAAAGCAGUCUGAGCUCGUUACAGAUGGGUUGAUCGAAGAAAAUGAUCUAGGUGGUGAGGAAACCAUGGAACCAUUGGAGAAUAGCACGAGUAUGGCAGAAGAGUCUAUGAUGCAUUGCCCCAAAAGCAAAACAUGUGAUGUUCAUAAUACCGGAAGUUCUGGGGCACUGGAUAGAGGAGUCCAUUCAGAAUGUGUUUUUGGUAUCGAGGGGAGUAAAAAUCAGAUGAGGGAUGACAAUACGUAUUCACAGCCAAAUCUAGUUCUGAAGAUUGUAUAUUUGGGUAAGCGCAAUUUGUCUGAAGCUGCUGAGGGUGGUGAACCUGUACUAUGUUCUGAUUUCAUAAAAUCGAUCACACCAAGUUCCAGUGUGAGUGAUGAACACAUUUUUGGUGGUGAAACCAAGGUGAGAAAUUGUAAAAUAGGUAGAAGGCUAACUGGUGUAGCCGUAACUCACAUGGGCGAGGAUGCCACCACUGGACUCAAGAUUGAGGAUCAAAUUGUUAUGGGGAAGAACUUGCUUUUGACUGGAAGUGCUGGAGCUGUGCAAUGCCAUGGUGAUACAGCAUGUGGAGCCAAACUAGAACUGUGCCUGAAGGAGAAUAAUUUUCGUAUAAAGCAGGACCAAACCAGCUUGGGGCUAUCUUUCAUGAAGUGGGGUGGGGGUCUUGUUCUAGCAACUGAUAUACUGUCUCGGUUCACUGUUGGAAAUUCUAAAAUAGAUGUUCAUGUUGUAUUGGACAACAAGCAGAGGGGAAAGAUUGCUAUAAGAACCAGCAACUCGGAUAAAAUCCAAAGUGCAGGGAUUUUUGGGAUUCUUUCAGUUGCAGUUUCAGCCUUUGGGUUUCUCCGUUCGAGAUUCAGUGUCCAGAACUCAAGAUAAGGAACAUCCUUGUUCGUUGUAACUUGUACAAAACUUUGGUUAUCCACCGCAAUCUCCUCACAUGAACAUCUAGAACCCUCAGCAUUGGUUAAAUGAAUGGCAGUACAUUCCAUAAUCCAUAUAACCCUCUGUAGUUUUUGUUUCU